UGCUCAUAUUGGGCCAAAAUUCCCUACAUGGACCUUAUUAUCAUUCUUGGACCAAAUCUUAGGCCCAAAAUCACAACUAGGGCACCACUAUAUAAUCUCCUCCCCCUCAUUUCUCCCUCAAAAAAAAACCGGCAAAACAAAAAAACCGGCGGUCUAAAAUGGGUCGAGUAAUCCGAGCACAACGUAAAGGAGCCGGUUCAGUAUUCAAAUCCCAUACCCAUCACCGUAAAGGUCCGGCCCGAUUCCGAACCCUAGAUUUCGGCGAGCGUAACGGUUACCUAAAAGGCGUCAUCACUGACGUCAUUCACGAUCCUGGUCGGGGCGCCCCGUUAGCCCGGGUCACAUUUCGUCAUCCGUUUAGGUAUAAGCAUCAGAAGGAAUUGUUCAUUGCUGCUGAAGGAAUGUACACUGGACAAUUUGUUUAUUGUGGGAAAAAGGCGAAUUUGGUUGUUGGUAAUGUGUUGCCAUUGAGAUCGAUACCGGAAGGUGCUGUGGUGUGUAAUGUGGAGCAUAAAGUUGGGGAUCGAGGUGUUUUUGCGAGGUGUUCGGGGGAUUAUGCUAUUGUUAUUAGUCAUAAUCCUGAUAAUGGGACUACUAGAGUCAAGCUUCCAUCAGGAUCGAAAAAGAUUGUGCCCAGUGGAUGUCGUGCCAUGAUUGGUCAGGUUGCUGGUGGAGGACGUACUGAGAAACCAAUGCUCAAAGCUGGUAACGCUUACCACAAGUACCGUGUGAAGAGGAACUGCUGGCCUAAGGUCCGCGGUGUUGCUAUGAAUCCCGUGGAGCAUCCUCAUGGAGGUGGUAACCAUCAACAUAUUGGUCAUGCUAGCACAGUACGUCGUGAUGCACCUCCUGGACAAAAGGUUGGUCUUAUUGCUGCAAGAAGAACUGGUCGGCUUCGCGGUCAAGCUGCUGCUACUGCUGCCAAGGCUGACAAGUGAUGACGCUUACGCCAUUUGCUUGUUACUCUUUUUUAUCUUUCUGUUGUUUCCUCAUCGAUUUUCGAGUAUUCGAAGCUAAAACCAUUUUGUAGUGAAGUUGUAGCAUGCUAAAUUUUGUUGGGAUGUUUGGUAAUUUUUGUUUUGAUAAAUCCUUGUUUGGUGCA
Molecule: messenger RNA, 1102 nt
Organism: Capsicum annuum
Lineage: Eukaryota; Viridiplantae; Streptophyta; Magnoliopsida; Solanales; Solanaceae
Product: 60S ribosomal protein L8
Exons: 2
Coding region: 159-938 (259 amino acids)
Biological process (GO): cytoplasmic translation
Cellular component (GO): cytosolic large ribosomal subunit; ribosome
Molecular function (GO): structural constituent of ribosome; RNA binding
Source: RefSeq, a predicted model, not a curated record